CUUCCCUUCUCUUGAGAGCAAGACUAUUUGGUAGUGAAGAGAGUUGGUGAGAGUCAAAAUAGUGAAGAGGAGAAGAGAGGGAGGGGGGAAAAAAGGACUGCUCCUAUUUUUUCCAACUCAGUUUUUUUUCUUUUUCUCACUCUAAAAUGGCAAGUUUGGUUGUUAUUUUUGCAAUAUUUGCACUAAUGAGUGUAGGUAAUAUUUGGGGAGUUAAAUCAGGAGAUGUUCAUGUUGUGGGUGGGGAUCAGGGUUGGGAUGCUGCUUCUGAUGUGGCAUCUUGGGCCAUCGGAAGGUCUUUCAGGGUUGGAGAUAACAUUUGGUUCACAUACUCAGCAGCAGAGGAGGGCAUAGCUGAGCUACGGACCCGAGAAGAGUACGAGUCCUGCGACACAUCCAACCCGAUCCGCAUGUACACGGGUGGGCUUGACAAGAUCGAGUUGGGCCAUCAAGGCCCGCGAUACUUCGUCAGCACCUCGGCUGAAGUCUGCAACAAAGGACUCAAGCUCCAUGUCCAUGUUGAACCUCAGCAGCAAAAGGCUGAGCCAGCGGGAAGAGAAGCGCUCACACAAGCUGUUCGUGUAGCAGCUGGGCCUAAGCCGUCUGGUUCUCUGAAAGUUGGCCCGGUUUCAUCUGGGAUGUUAAUUGGGCUGGGUUUGAUCUGUUUGAUUGGGCUCAUGUGAGUCUGUAUGGGCUUUUGUUGGGUUUGGUGCUGUCUUCUAACUCUAGGCCUAGGGUAAGGAAUCAGUAGGUGAUGCAAAAGUCUGCAUUAAGUUUGCCAAUAUCUUUGUUAUGCCAUGGAUGGAUAUAUUAUCUUUUAUCCGCAAAUUUGGAUGACAUAUUUUAGAGCAAAGUUU
Molecule: messenger RNA, 854 nt
Organism: Asparagus officinalis (garden asparagus)
Lineage: Eukaryota; Viridiplantae; Streptophyta; Magnoliopsida; Asparagales; Asparagaceae
Product: umecyanin-like
Exons: 2
Coding region: 147-680 (177 amino acids)
Cellular component (GO): plasma membrane
Molecular function (GO): electron transfer activity
Source: RefSeq, a predicted model, not a curated record